Schizosaccharomyces octosporus yFS286 is the source of this 1219-nucleotide messenger RNA. RefSeq lists its product as uncharacterized. The record is from RefSeq and is a predicted model, not a curated record. Bases 355 to 756 code for a protein of 133 amino acids. The transcript has a single exon. Lineage: Eukaryota; Fungi; Ascomycota; Schizosaccharomycetes; Schizosaccharomycetales; Schizosaccharomycetaceae.
UUUCAUUCUUUCUUCAAGUCCAACUCUCAACCCAGUUCUUUUCCAAUUCCAAUCCCAAUUCCAUCUAGUAGAGUUGAUUUUAGUUGCAAGUUGUAUCCAAGUGGGAUGAGAAACCGAGUGGGGGAUUCUGUUGGAUGUGGGAGGAGAGAGAAAGAGAGAGAAGAGAGGGAGGAGAGGAAGAAUCGUUGAGAAAAGGUUUGUUGAUGGAAGCAUUGAAGGGUUUCGUUUCGUUUGUAUCGGUUGUUUUAUUUUUUCUUUUUAAAAAAUAAAUAAAAGAAAAUAAAUAAACAAAAGAAAAUUGUUUCUCUACGUCCAUUCUCUUUCCUCCUUUUCCUCCUCCUCCUCUAUGACUCUAUGACUCUCCUCUACGUCCAUUCUCUCUCUCUCUCUCUCUCUCACUGUGUGUCUCUCACUCUCUUCCUCCUCUGUAUCAAUUACCGUUCCACACAAUCCAUUCCUAUUCCUCCUUCCACCACGCUACUACGACGUCUUUCUUUCAUCACGCUCCUUUGUUCCUUUGUUCCUUCCACCGACCGAUCCAGUCCGUCACUCACACACACACACUCUUUCCCUGCCCAUACAAAUGGAACCUCCUUGCUUGGUCGAUGUCAUUUGGGCAGCCAACUGAUCUGGCACUUGAACGCUGGUUGGAACUGCAAGAGAUCAGCUGUGAUGGAAGGCAAACAGCAACAAAAAGACGAGGCAAAACUCGACGGCGUCGUUCGUUGUCGUGAUGGUUUUACUGAAGAAAAAUAAAAAGAAAAUAAAAAAAAACAAAGAGAGCGAGAAGAGCCGAAAUGAACUGAACUGAAAUGAACUGAACUGAACUGAACCGAAAGUAAAGACGGUCUGGUCUGGUCUUUCUCUCUCUCUUUCUCUCUACCAAGCCUCUCCUCUCCUCUUCUCUCCUCUCCUCUUUUCCCCUCAUUUCACCUCAUCAUCAUCACCUUUUCCCACCCUUUUUCCCUCUUUUUUAUUGGAACCUUGUUUUCCUCUCUCCUCCUUCAUUCUCGUUGACCCCACUGUGUCUGGUUUUCCCGUCCCCCCACAUAAUAUCAUUUGAUAGAGACUUUUCUCUUUGUGUUGAAAGAACCGAACCGACGACGACCCUCGUUCGUGUCUAUUUCAUAACCGAAAGAAAGAAAAAAAAAAAGACCUGGAACGAGACCCACAACGCGUUUUUAUUUGGAGACUCUUCGAGUCUUUUUUUUUUUUUUUU